AUGAGUCCAAACUCUUCUGACCUUUAUUCAGAACAUGUGCAAAAGAAGAUCACCACCCCACAGAACAGGGAGAAAGAAAAGGAUGCAGAGGACAAUAGGCAUGCCAUGAAACUGAGGAAAGCAUUCAACAGAAUCAAGCAGCUGGAUGCCAGUUUCAGCAGUGAAGAGAUCAUGCCCAAAUCAUCUGCACAGAGUAUUAAGAGGGGAACAAUUGCCCAUAUAACCAUAGGUCUGGAGGACCUGAACCACAGCACCAAAAAGAUCCCUGUAAGAGCCCAAGUAGCAGUGACCUCUGAGGACAAUACAAAGCCUGUUGCUAUAAGAAAGGCUGGAACUUCCCAGAUCAGGCUGGCAGAAGCUGCAGUGGGCUUCACUACAGAUGAUCAAACCUCUGGUAUUCAAGAACCUGGGAGAAGAUGCUCUGCCAAUGGUACAGCAAUGACUAAGUCUCAGGCCUCUGUUGCUCUAAAAGUCAAAAGGCCAACUGAGUUGGCAUCAAGAAAGCCAGGAAAAGUGGUUCUUCCAAAGAGUGGAAGAACAGCUGGAGCAAACAUCUCUGACUUUUCUCAAGUUGCGGCUGCAGCAUGCAAACCCAAGACCCAUGUGUUUUUUCUGAAAGUGCACAAGAGCGCCAGCAGCACUGUCAUGAACAUCUUGUUCCGUUUUGGCGAGACCCACAACCUCACCUUUGCCUUGCCAACCAAUGGCGCCAGUCAGUUGUACUAUCCCAAUUAUUUCACAACGGCAAUGGUGGAAGGAUUUGCUCCAGGCAAAGCUUCCCACUUCCACAUUAUGUGUCAUCAUAUGAGGUUCUUUCAGCCAGAGGUUGCCAGAGUGAUGCCAAAAUCUACCUUUUACUUUGCUAUCCUCCGGAAUCCUGUUGAUCUCAUGGAAUCUUCAUUCACCUAUUACAAAAUGAUGUCCCCGUUCGCCAAAGCCAGGAACCUGGAGGAAUUUCUCAAUCAGGCUUCCCAGUUUUACAAUGCCUCUGCCCAGGAUAGCCAUUAUGCCAAAAACCUGAUGACGUUCGAUUUUGGAUAUAACCACAAUGGGAACUUCUCGGCAAAACACGUCCAACUCAUGCUGCACACCAUCGAGGCGCAAUUUGACCUUCUCCUGAUCUCAGAGUACUUCGACGAGUCCAUGGUACUGCUGAAGAAGGCUUUGUGCUGGGACUUGGAGGAUGUUGUCUCCUUCCCUCUCAACAGCAGACACCAUAGCACCAAGGUCCAUCUUUCAGAAGGAACCACAGAAAAGAUAAAGAGCUGGAAUAAGCUAGACUGGGAGCUUUAUGUGCAUUUCAACAGGACAUUCUGGGAAAAGAUAGACUGGCACAUUGGCCGGGAGCACAUGCGGCAGGAAGUGAGGGCCUUGCAGCAGAAGCGGGAAGAGCUGGCAAAGGUUUGUCUUCAGGAAGGGAGCAGCGUAGUCCCAAUGAGCAUUAGAGACCAGGACUUGGCACCGCUGCAGUAUGGCAAGGCACAAAUCCUAGGCUAUAACUUGAAACCUGGGCUGGAUAAGGCAACAAGGGGGAUGUGCCGGCGUUUGGUGACCCCUGAACUUCAAUACAGUAGACUCCUGUAUAGGAAACAGUUCCACAACAAACUGUUGAAGUUCAGAAACCCAGCUCACUUGCCAAAAUUACACAACCGCAGGACCUUUUGA
This is a messenger RNA of Elgaria multicarinata webbii, 1665 nucleotides long. RefSeq names its product galactose-3-O-sulfotransferase 2-like. Gene Ontology annotation, cellular component: membrane. The transcript has 2 exons. Gene Ontology annotation, molecular function: galactosylceramide sulfotransferase activity. Gene Ontology annotation, biological process: glycolipid biosynthetic process. Bases 1 to 1665 code for a protein of 554 amino acids. Lineage: Eukaryota; Metazoa; Chordata; Lepidosauria; Squamata; Anguidae. The record is from RefSeq and is a predicted model, not a curated record.